This is a messenger RNA of Belonocnema kinseyi, 1136 nucleotides long. RefSeq lists its product as uncharacterized. NCBI's taxonomy places the organism in Eukaryota, Metazoa, Arthropoda, Insecta, Hymenoptera, Cynipidae. The record is from RefSeq and is a predicted model, not a curated record. The coding region runs from base 132 to 311 and encodes 59 amino acids. The transcript has a single exon.
UAGAGACCCAGAGGAGUAUAUUGAAUUACACAAACGAGAAAGCGAAAUCUAAGCCAGUCAAUUUUUGUCUUCAAUCGCCAUUGUACAAAUAUUUAAAUAUUUUUUACAUACCUCGAUUAUAAACUUCAAAAAUGGGUUUACACGUGUUUUGGCCUGCAAGUGCAGUUUUGACUCUCUUCGUCGUGGGAGUAAUAAUGAUUUUGUUAAAGUUUGGACCGAGAAUUUGCAAGACAAGACAUGUGCCUUUUCCUUCCGAUGAAGAAUGGGAGGAAAAGGCAUAUUCGCGUGAAAUGUCGGUUUCAAUUGCAUAAAAAACUGGUGAGAAUUUUCCGAUUUUUGUAAGUGCUUUGAAAAGAAAAAAACCUUCCAGCUUCCGAAACUUCUUUCUGAAAAUUUCUCUAAAAAUUAUUCUUAAACCGGACGACUCUAAAAGUUUCUGACGAAAGAAAUUUUUGGGGAAAUGUUUCUAAGGCUGGAAGGUUUAAAAUUAACUCGCCUAAAGCUUAUAUUUUGUAAAGCUUCUUCUCAUCAUCGGAUAUUAUUUACAAGUGUUCUAAUAUUAGAUAUUUUAUACGUCUAGUGAUUCAAUUACCACUGCACAUAAAGUCUUAUACUGAUGGCAUUUGAAUUUAAAAUUAUUAGACAGUAAUUAGAAUAAAAAAUUCAGGAUAUACUUUAGUCAUAGAAGAAAGACUCUUAUGUGCGAUUUUAAAUCGUCGAAUUUAACAAGUCCGUCCAAUUGUAGACUACAUAUAAUAGGUAUUUUUAUCCAGAUUUUUUACGAAUGAGAAAGUUUAUAAUGCUUGCUUACGUCUGGAGAAACAAUGCAAAAGUAUUCAUUAGUAGUAAGAUUCUAACACGGUCCAGCUUUUUUAUACAAAAAAUUAUUGCUUUUUAGUUUUGUUAAAUUCAUUCCAGCGAGCAAGUCGAGUACAUAUAUAUAUAUUUUUUAAUUAAUAUUGAAGUUGCAUUUUACAUCUACUUUUAGAAGUAUGAUUGCACAGAUUUUAAAGCCAAACUGUACCGAACCGUACCCGAAGUUCAAAGAUUUUUUAUAUAUAUUUUUACUUUUGUAAGUGCCUAUAUAGAAUUGUAAUAUGUGAAUGUAAUUUUAAUAAAUUUAUAUUUACCUCGAA